This is a messenger RNA of Fusarium falciforme, 384 nucleotides long. RefSeq names its product NADH-ubiquinone oxidoreductase 10.5 kDa subunit. Lineage: Eukaryota; Fungi; Ascomycota; Sordariomycetes; Hypocreales; Nectriaceae. The record is from RefSeq and is a predicted model, not a curated record. The transcript is spliced from 3 exons. Bases 97 to 384 code for a protein of 95 amino acids.
UGCCAACCACAAGCCCGCAAUUACCUAGCAGUCAAGCUCGUCCGUUCCUCCGCAGCUUCACCCGACAACCACACGACGACGACAACGACGCCCGCCAUGACCGCCGCAAAGUACGCCUUCACAAAGUCCCUCCGCGAGGUGCGCUUCCUCUUCUGCCAGACCUCGGAGCAGAGCGCGGCUGUUCGGUCAUUCAUCACCCGGGCCUACCCUACCAUGAAGCGAAGCAACCCCAACAUCCCCAUCCUCAUCCGCGAGGCCGCCGGCACCCAGCCCAAGGUCUACGCCCGAUACGAGCGAGGCACCGAAAAGUCCAAGGUCCUCGAGGGCCUGUCGGACAAGGAGAUUGAGGACGCCGUCUCGGGACUGGUUCAGCCUACGCAAUAA